Messenger RNA from Perognathus longimembris pacificus (Pacific pocket mouse), 942 nucleotides. RefSeq names its product testis expressed 101 (gene Tex101). Gene Ontology annotation, biological process: regulation of flagellated sperm motility; binding of sperm to zona pellucida. The transcript is spliced from 4 exons. The record is from RefSeq and is a predicted model, not a curated record. The coding region runs from base 109 to 813 and encodes 234 amino acids. NCBI's taxonomy places the organism in Eukaryota, Metazoa, Chordata, Mammalia, Rodentia, Heteromyidae. Gene Ontology annotation, cellular component: plasma membrane; plasma membrane raft.
AAAAAGGUGUGCCUUUUGCCGCACACCAGAAGGUCAAGUGCUUACCUUUAUCCUAUUUUUCCUCCAGUGGCCGAUGAUCUGUAUUGUCAUGUGGGUAAAUUGAGGACUAUGGAAACAUACCCGGUGACCUGGCUCACAGAGAAGGUUGACAUUUGUGAUGCCAAUCAUUUUCUUUGCCAAGAAACGCUAAUAAUGAUCAAAUCAGGCUCCAGGAUAGCUAUUUUGGCUACUAAGGGCUGUGUCUCUGAAGGAUCCAAAUCUGUGACUUAUAUCCAGAACUCUGAAUUCCCUGGCCUGAUUGUAAUCUCCUACAGCAAGUACUGCGAUACUUCCUUGUGCAACAACAUAAAGGAUUUGUCCCAGAUUUGGAAACCACAAGAGGAGAUCCCAGGUGCUCUAGAAGGAGGAAGAGAAGUGCUGAGAGAACACCAUGGACAACUGUUGCUCUCGUUCCCUCCAGUUUCCAAUAUGUCCACAAGCGUCCACUGCCCCACCUGCGUGGCUCUGGGGUCCUGCUUCAAUGUUACCUCUCUGCCUUGUCCCCGCGGUAUAAAUGGAUGCUACGCAGGGAGAAUCAUGUUCUCUGGAGAAGGCAUCGACACGCUCGUGGAGGUCAAAGGCUGUUCAAGCAUGACGCACUGUGAGCUGAUGAACGGGUUCUCCAUGAUAGGGACCCUCUCCAUAUCAGAAGUGUGCCCGCAUCCCUCUUUAGUACAACGAAGCACUGAAAGUGGGGCCCCUUGGCUGUGCCUCCCAGUGCGGGGGCUACAGCUGCUGACACCGUUGCUGGGGCUGCUGGCCCACCUCCUCUGAGGGCCAGAGCACUGGCUGCCUCCCCUGACCGCCGCCCCGCCGGGCGAGGGACAGGAGAAACACCCUCUGCAUGUGUCCAGCAUGUCCAAUAAAAGUUGCCUGUGAUUUGUGUGUGCGCCUCAACAUCAG